GAUGGUCAAAUCUAUCCCUAAACAAAACUCCCAAGUCGGAUUCUACUUACUACAUCACUCCAACAAGCUCCAAAACCAGUAAAAAUAAAAUAAAAUAAAAUUCUCCGAUUUAUAAAAAAAUGUUUCCACAAUUCGGAGCAACUGCCGAAACCCUAAGCAAAGCAUCGACGAUAAUGUUCAGAAUCGGCACCGAUGCGCACCUAUACGACGAUCCAGAGGACGUUAGUAUCGCUCCAUUGCUCGAUAGCAAGUACGAUUCGGAGAAAUGUGAAGCGCUUAAGCGUCUUCUAGCUCUCAUCGCGCAAGGCUUCGAUGUCUCCAAUUUCUUCCCUCUGGUGGUAAAAAAUGUGGCUUCUCAGUCUUUGGAAGUAAAGAAGCUGGUUUACCUAUACUUGCUGCAUUAUGCUGAAAAGCGUCCAAAUGAAGCUUUGCUGUCAAUCAAUUCCUUCCAGAAGGAUUUGGGAGACAUAAAUCCUUUGGUGAGAGCCUGGGCACUUCGUACCAUGGCAGGAAUUCGUCUACAUGUAAUUGCAUCUAUUGUUUUGGUUGCUGUGGGCAAGUGUGCCAGAGAUCCAUCUGUUUAUGUCAGAAAAUGUGCUGCUAAUGCUCUUCCCAAGUUGCAUGAUUUGCACAUAGAGGAACAUUCUUCUACAAUUGAAGAGAUUGUUGGAGUUUUAUUAAGUGAUUCUUCUCCUGGAGUAGUUGGAGCUGCUGCUGCUGCGUUCACUUCUGUUUGUCCUAAUAAUUAUUCUUUGAUUGGAAAAAAUUACAGAAGGUUGUGUGAGGUUCUUCCUGAUGUUGAGGACUGGGGUCAGAUAGUCUUGAUUGGAAUCCUUCUGCGCUAUGCGAUAGCAAGGCAUGGACUGGUAAAAGAAUCUCUAAUGUUCUUUUUACAUACCAUGGAGAGUUCUCAGUCUGAGAAGGAUGGUUCAGAUGUUGAAUAUUCAUUAGAAAAAGAGAAUGGUGCUGCAAGUUGGAAAUAUGACUCUGAGUUGGCAAGUAUGGUCUCCAGGUGUUAUAUUGAAGGUUCUAAUGAAUAUUUAGCACGGACAAGUUAUGCCGACAGGACCUCCUAUGAAUUUCAUAGCGCAAAAUUUACUUCUGUCAGAAGUAAUGAUGAUGUGAAGAUGCUGCUGCAGUGUACUUCCCCGUUGCUAUGGAGUAACAACAGUGCAGUAGUACUAGCAGCAGCUGGUGUCCACUGGAUUAUGGCCCCGUUUGAGGAUGUCAAAAAAGUUGUGAAACCGGUUUUGUUUUUGCUGAGAUCGUCGACUACUUCAAAAUAUGUGGUUCUCUGCAACAUCCAAGUGUUUACCAAAGCUGCACCUUCCCUCUUUGCUCCAUACUUUGAAGACUUUUUUGUGCUCUCUUCAGAUUCAUAUCAAAAUAAAGCUUUGAAGCUGGAGAUCCUUUGUUCUAUCACAACAGAAUCAUCUAUGCCUUUCAUCUUCAAAGAGUUUCAGGAUUAUGUCAGGGAUCCAGACAGGAGAUUUGCUGCUGAUACUAUUGCUGCAAUCGGUUUAUGUGCUCAACGUCUUCCCCAAGUGGCUAAUACAUGCUUGGAAGGGUUGUUGGCUCUGACUAGACAAGAGCUUGCUGUAGAGCUAUUGACCGGUGACUUUGGAUCAACUAAUGAAGAAGCAGGCGUUUUAGUUCAAGCAAUUACAUCAAUAAAAUCAAUCAUAAAGCAAGAUCCUCCCAGUCAUGAAAAGGUUGUAAUUCAGUUGGUUCGUAGUUUAGAUUCAAUCAAGGUACCUGCAGCCCGAGCAAUUAUAGUUUGGAUGAUGGGAGAGUACAGCAGUUUAGGGAACAUAAUGUCAAAGAUGAUAACCACUGUACUCAAGUAUCUUGCAUGGAGCUUUUCUUCAGAAGCAUUGGAAACAAAGCUUCAGAUUCUUACCACUACUGUGAAGGUGCUAGCAGACGCGAAGGAGGACGAUUUUCAGACUCUUAAAAAAGUAUGGACUUAUGUGCUGGAAUUGGCUGAGCUUGAUUUGAAAUAUGACGUUCGUGAUAGAGCUCGCUUACUGAAAAAACUUGUUUCAUCAAAAUUAGGAUCUCAAGAGACCAAGGAGAAUACUAAUCAAAGAGAGGACGUGCUACAUGUCCUUGCAGAUUGCAUCUUCCGAGAACAAACAAUGCAAUCAGCUUUGGAGCCUAUUAACUAUCGUAUUUAUCUUCCUGGAUCUCUGUCUCAGAUAGUUCUUCAUGCAGCUCCAGGAUAUGAGCCUCUCCCGAAACCUUGUAGUAUACUUCAUGAUGAGCUUAGCAAGCUCUCAAACACUCUGCAUGAGGCAGAUAUGUUAGGGGAGGGAACUAACAGUUCUGGGACUUUAUCCGAAUCUUCAUCUCAGGGAACUGCGUCAGAUUAUAGCUCAGAGCGUUCUAUUAUUGGGUCAAGUGGCGAUGGUACUGGUGAUGAGAAUGGUUCUACAAGUGGCAGUGAAAAUAAUGCUGAUCCUCUGAUUCAGGUUUCUGAUGUUGGGGAUGGACAUAUAAUUCAGAGUGGAGUUCCUCAGUCAGCAUCUACUGACUUGGGGGAACUGAUGUCAAAGAGAUCUCUAGAGUCAUGGUUGGAUGAGCAACCUACUUUGUCAAACCCAAGUACAUCAGAAAAAAGUCCAGUCCAUAGAUCUUCAGCAAGAAUUUCCAUUAGGGAUAUUGGAAGUCGAGUUAAACCUAAAAGCUAUAAUCUCUUGGAUCCUGCAAAUGGAAAUGGCUUGAAGGUGGAUUAUUCAUUUUCAUCUGAAAUUUCAACCAUAUCACAUGAACUUGUAUGUUUAGAAGUUUCCUUUGAGAACUGUUCCACUGAGACCAUUUCGAAAAUAAUGUUGGUGGAUGAAGAAUCUAACCAAGCUUCAGAUUCUACGGAAAGCUCCUUGAACUCUCAUAAUGAUGUGCCAAUACUGGUUUCUAUGGAAGAGAUAACUUCUCUGGAACCCGGUCAAACGAUAAAGAGGAUACUCCAUGUUCGUUUCCAUCAUCAUCUAUUGCCUUUCAAGCUGGUUUUAUAUUGCAAUGACAAGAAGGUUCCUGUCAAGCUGCGGCCUGACAUUGGAUAUUUUGUAAAACCUUGUCCCAUGAAUAUCGAGGCCUUUACAGAUACAGAGUCUCGUCUCCCUGGAAUGUUUGAGUAUAUACGGAGCUGCGCCUUCACUGACCACAUACAGGAGCUGAACAAGGACAAGGGCAACAUGAUUACAAGAGACAAAAUUCUCUUAGUCUGUGAGAGUCUGGCUGUAAAAACGCUUAGCAAUGCUAAUUUUUCUCUCGUAUCCGUUGACAUGCCAAUAUCCGUCAAUCUUGAUGAUGCCUCUGGUUUAUGCUUACGGUUCAGCAGUGAACUUCUGAGCAACUCAAUGCCCUGCUUGAUUACCCUUACUGCUGAAGGUAAAUGCACGGAACCAUUGACUGUAUGUAUAAAAGUCAACUGCGAGGAAACUGUAUUUGGCUUAAAUCUUUUGAAUAGGAUUGUGAAUUUCCUUAAUUGAGAUUAUUUAUUUUAAUUUAAUUGAGAUCUUUUAUUUUAAUUUAAUUGAGAUCUUUUAUUUUAAUUUAAUUGAGAUCUUUUAUUUUAAUUUAAUUGAGAUCUUUUUUACCUGCUUGUACCUGUUGAUAACAGUGAAAGCUGUUUAUUAUUGAGUUGAGCAAGAAUACUCGUAAAUCAACAAAGAAUGUCUUUGGCGCUGUUGUUUUAAUUUAAAUUGUAAUUGCAUUUGCUAA
Mercurialis annua (annual mercury) is the source of this 3723-nucleotide messenger RNA. RefSeq names its product AP3-complex subunit beta-A. Gene Ontology annotation, biological process: intracellular protein transport; vesicle-mediated transport. Gene Ontology annotation, cellular component: AP-3 adaptor complex; membrane coat. The record is from RefSeq and is a predicted model, not a curated record. The transcript has 11 exons. Lineage: Eukaryota; Viridiplantae; Streptophyta; Magnoliopsida; Malpighiales; Euphorbiaceae. The coding region runs from base 120 to 3491 and encodes 1123 amino acids.